AGCAGUUUUCAUGAAAAUAUAAUGAAAAGAUUUUUGGACGAAUCGUUUUUGUUGUAUUCAUUUGUUGGUCGCAGCCUCUGCUAGAUAAAUAAAUGUAAAUGCAAGUGAAACUGUUAUCUCAGAGUGCAUGUUGUACGCUCGUUUUUUUUUUUUUUUUUCUUCCUGUGUUUUGAGUAAUGCAUAUUACCCAAUAACAGCACAGCGUUCUUCAAAAACAUUGCAAAAGCAUUCCUCAUUUAUGACAAGCUUUUGAUGAGCAGAUUUGAAGGUGGAAAAGUUCAUUAUUUACACACUUACCUGCAAGACCGAUAGGAUUAUUAAAAACUGUCCGCACUUCAAGGGUAAAAGAAGCAGAAAAUGGAAAAGUGUGAUGGGAAUUAAAAUACACUGUUAACGCGUUCCGGACAUUCUAUAUUCAACUAUUAAUUCAACUAUAAGCUACUUGUACCUGAAAAGCCUCAGAGACGAUUAUCUCAUUUAUUUAUUUAUUUAUUUAUUCUGGUUUAUGCCUAGAUCUUCGGAAUGUUUUCGAGAGGGGAAAAUGAUGUGCACGAUGACAGACUGGAGAGUGCAUCCAACGCAAAGUCAUCUAGCAAGAGGAAAUGUUGUUUGAAGAUCUUCUACAUUUCUGGCAUUUUAUUUAUUGUUGCCUACUUCAUCUUUAUUCAUAAUUUCCAAAGUGACAUAAAAAAACCUACUAAUCCCAAACCAACCGGACCAAAGAAGGCUAAAGCCUCUGCCCUGCAAAACCAUCAUGAUCUUCCAUCCCCAAUGGCUUGCGGUAUUCCAGUGAAAAACGACAUUGUUGUAAAAGUUGAUGGUGCAAAAGCAUAUUUGAUCGGUUCUUAUGUGGAGCAUAAUUUUGGUGGAAAUGAAAUAAAGACCAUUGCCAUCAUGCUUCGUAAUGAACAAUGGACGUACAGUUGUGUGUUGUGCUGUGAAGGGAAGAAUGUUACUUCACCAGCUAAAUAUUCAAUUCAUUACGACCACUUUGGCUUUGAUUAUGGCACUGCUGAUAUCAUAUGCCCAAUCAAUAGUGCAUGUUCCACACCAACACAUGUUGCAAUUACAGCCAAUGAACUCUCUCAGAGUAUAACAUCCUUCCGACCUAUUAGAAACAGAGACAUUCCAAAAUCCUUGUCUUAUAACUUUACAGUUUGCAUCUCUGUCAUGUAUGACUACAAAAAUGUGUUGAAUUUAGUCCAGGCUAUGGAGAUGUUCAAACUGCUUGGUGUUCAAAGGGUGGCAAUAUAUAAAACCAACUGUGAUUCUGACACACAGAAAGUUCUUGACUACUAUGUGAAAAGUAACUUUAUGGAGAUCAUCCCAUGGAGGGUUACAGACUACAUCAAUGUGUCCAAAGGGUGGAAGAGUAGUGAAUCGGCAGGUGAACUGCACUACUAUGGGCAAAUUCCUGCACUUAAUGACUGUGUUUAUCGUUACAUGUAUCAAAGUCAAUAUGUUGCUCUACAGGACAUUGAUGAAUUAAUUCUGCCGCUUAAGGUGAAAACCUGGACAGAACUGUUGCCUGAGCUUGAGAAAAGUUAUGGUACUGAUGUGGGCUUUGAGUUUGAGAAUAAUGUAUUCUCUUUCCAGGCAAAGGUUCAAACGGAGUAUGAGAGGAAAGGUUGGAAAAAUAUACAGGGAGCAAACAUUUUGCAAUAUGUUGAUCGAAUACCCAACGACCCCUCCAGUUUCAACAACUUCAAAAUUUUAGUAAAUCCUCGUUUAGUUUCUCAGGUUACUGUCCAUGGACUGCUGAAAACGGUGAAUCCGAACAAAUUUACAAUACGUGUUGAUCACAACAUUGCCCGUCUGUACCAUUUCAAAGAUUUUCCAUGCCCAGCAAACAUGGAGCUUAUAAGAGACAAGCGUCACUUGGAUUAUGCUGAAGAUCUAAUGACAGCUGUUUCUAGGGUUUUACUAGAUUGUGGAUUUAUUAAAAACGAGGUGCCAGGGGGACUGGGUAGCUCAGCGAGCCCUGGAGUCACGAGUUUGUAUCCAGGGCAUGCUGAGUGACUCCAGCCAGGUCUCCUAAGCAACCAAAUUGGCCCGGUUGCUAGGGAGGGUAGAGUCACAUGGGGUAACCUUCUCGUGGUCACGAUUAGUGGUUCUCACUCUCAAUGGAGCUCAGGUGAUUGAGGUGAGCAACCGCAUCACCACGAGGACCAACUAAGUAAAUGGGAAUUGGGCAUUCCAAAUUGUGAGAAAAGAGGAUUAAAAAAAAAUAAAUAGGCACCAAAAUCUCAGCUAUAUAGGCAUAUGUUCAAUUUCAAGCUCAAAUGAUUGUCAUGAAGACAUUUUUAAAUUUUUUUCCAAAUGCCCUAUUAAAAAGAGUGUAAAAUCUUUUGAUGUUAAAAUUUCUCCUACUGAAAUCAGACCGUGCUAACUGAAAUUCAUUGGCCGAACUGGAACUUGCAAGCUCCAGUUUCAGGGUGAAAUGUCCCCAAAAGUGAGUUUUUGAUUUUUGUUGUAAAUUAUGUAUUAAAGUCAAUGCAGAUUUUAUUAACUCUACUCCCAAACCCAAACUUUAAACAUAGCUGUCAGUGGAGACAUAAUUUUUAAGUGAAACCAUAUGAUGAGAAAUAUCUCUCUGUUUGUGUUUGGGGCCCAACUCAGCAACAUUGACUCAACCAAUGGCAUACAUUUGAACCAGGACUAUCAACAAUUUAGUUUACAAUGCUACAAGGAAAAAAUGUAUUGUAACUUUAUUUUUUGCAAUUCCAUUUGAUGGCUCAGAAACAACUGAAAUAGAUAGUUUAACCAAUAAUGAUAAUUCUCUCAUCACUCAUACACUGUAAAAAAAACAAAAUCUGGCAGCUGUGGUUGCGAGAAUAAUUAUGUAAAAUAUACAGUUAAAAUGUAAACCACUUUACAGAACAACCUGUACAUUUUACAGUUUAAAAUGGUUAUAAUUUACACACUGGCACUGUAAAAACAAAUAGAAAAUUUUUGUUAGUUUUACAGUAAAAAAAAUUCAUAAACAUGCCUUCUGAAACUGUAAAAAACUGUUGGUUACUUAUAGGCAUUUAUUAAUCAGUAACUACAGAAGGGCACAUGAUGACAUUCAUUUCAUCAUUAGUGGCUCUUUCAGGAGCAGUGACCAAUAAACAUAUAGUGACAGAAUUCAGAGUCAACACUAAACACAAACUCACUCACACAAACACUAAACACCAUCAUGGUAACACAUGUGAGAUUUAAAUGAUGCAGUAAACAUGAACUAAAUUACAUCAGAUAUAACACAGAACACCCCAUUGUACAUAACUGAUAUUAAAAAUAUGAUGAAACAUAACUAUUACCAUAAAAUAUAAUGAAAUGUAAUGGGUCAUGCAGGGAAUUGUGGGAUCGCCAGAUUACUGAUUUUGUACUGUAAUUUUAACAAUAGUUUACUGUAAUAAAGUGCAUGUACUCUCUUGUUCUUUUUACCAUACAGGAAAAUAUUUUUACAUUUAAAAAAUUUUAAGUUUAAUUUUAUUGUGAAAACUACUGUAUUGUCUUUUAAAAUAUAUUAAAACAUGUUACUGUAUAUUUUACAGUUA
Xyrauchen texanus (razorback sucker) is the source of this 3539-nucleotide messenger RNA. RefSeq lists its product as uncharacterized. The transcript is spliced from 2 exons. Lineage: Eukaryota; Metazoa; Chordata; Actinopteri; Cypriniformes; Catostomidae. The record is from RefSeq and is a predicted model, not a curated record. Bases 523 to 2019 code for a protein of 498 amino acids.